Molecule: messenger RNA, 2913 nt
Organism: Closterium sp. Naga37s-1
Lineage: Eukaryota; Viridiplantae; Streptophyta; Zygnematophyceae; Desmidiales; Closteriaceae
Source: the annotation of a GenBank genome assembly
AUGUCGGACGGGCGCGGCUCCAGCAGUCACUCGAGCCACGAGGGGCGCCGCCGGCGGAAAUCCUCUGAUAACGUCGCCGUCGAGGCGCGGGCCGCGUUGGCCGGUCUUAGUCUUUCCGGUUUAAGCGGUGGGUACGGGGCGGUCCCUACAGGUACGGGGAACAGCACGAACGGGGGGCGAAGCAGAAGCGGCGCAAUGGGCGGCGCGGCGAGACAGCCGACGCUGGAGUCGAUGCGAAACGGGGUUAACAACAGCAGCAACAGCAGCAGUAUCAAUAGCGUCGUCGAUCCGCGAUUACCGCUGGUCAACACCCCCGACUCCAUACCGUCAGAUGCGGACAAGCCGCGGUUUCCGUUAAAGCCAUCCGUGAACGCGGCGCAAUUUCCGCCGCAAAGCGCGGAGUUAGCGGCUGCGGCGGCGGCUUUGGCGGCGGCUGCCGGCGGAGUCGCGUAUUGCAAGCCGCGGUACCAGUUCUGCCCGAAUUGCGGGUUUCAGUUAGUAGAAAACCCGAUAAUAGAGCCCAUCUUAAAGCCCGUUGUACCCGCUAUGGCGGAGGAGGAGACGGAUUCGGAACAAGACUGCGACGACGACGCGAGCGAGGUAUCUGUGCCACGUGUCAAAGCUCCAUUGGCGAACGCCAAGGCGAAAACCAAGAAGGGGAAGAGCCAUGCUGAAAAAGAAAGGCCACGCAGCCGGCGGUCUUCCGCGGAGCACAGUAGCAGCGGCGGGGGUGAUUCCGACGCCGGCGGAGCGGGCGGAGCUUCCGCCGCGGGGAGAGCGGGAAGCGACGCGGAAGAGCCUGGCGCGCGGAAGCCGCCCCCCGCGUUUCCCCCGUCCGCGUCUUCCGCAGGGAAAGAGAUUGAGGGGAGCCGCAUGGACCGGCUGAGAGCGCCGGAGGUGGGGCAGCGGCAGGUGCUCCGCCACAUGGAGAAGGGCGGCGGAGCGGGCGCGGGCGGCGGAAAGGGGCGCCAUCGGCGCAUCGGGAGCGUGGAUCAUAAUAUUUAUUCCGCCGCCAUGCCGCUCACGAAGGGGCGGCUGGCGGGCGGCGCGGGGGCAGCGGCGGGGAGGGAUCAGGGUUACGGGGAUGCGGAGGGGAGAGGGAUGGGCGCGGGACGCGCGGGGAUGAGGGGGAUCGCGUCUCCCGUUCAGGAGGAUGACGGGGAGGGGACGGAGCGCGGCUCGCCGACGGAAUCCGUCGCGUUGUCUGACGUGUCCGCGGCUACGGGGCGCGACGCGCCAGGUGGCAGCGCGAUCGGCGGCGCGAGCGCCGCCAGCGCCGCGAUUUCCGCCCACAGAAAACGGCUCGGGAUCGGGGGCGACGGGGGGAGCGAGAGGGGGAGCGAGCGGGGGAGCGAGAGGGGGAGCGCGGCGGGUUCGCCUAGGGGGGAGUCUGGAGGCGCAGGGUCUCCGCGGAGAUCCGCUAUAGGGCUGAAAAAGCUGCAGCUAAGAGUGGAAAUCGGGGCAGAUGAUAGCGGGGAUGAGGGCAGGGAGGUCAAACUGGUGGCGGUAGGGCCUCCCGCGGGGAAGGCGGGCGGAGGGGGAAUGGGGGGAGAAGGGGCAGGGGGAAGCGGAGCAGGGGGCGUGGGGAGAGGAGUGCGGGGGGUGGCGGGGAUAGGAUCGGUGAAAGAAAGGUCUGGGCUGAGGAGGGAGGGUAGUGGGAAGGGCGCGCACCGGCGCAUCUCCUCAUGGGUGGACGGGGGCAGUCUGCGGCACACAGACUUCAUUCUUCGCAAGCCGUACCGCGAGGUCACCGAGGUGUUUGACGUGCAAGAAGAGGAGCUGGGCGUGGGGCAGUUCGGGGUGAUUAGAUCGUGUGUCAAUAGGAUGACUGGCGCGCUGCUGGCAUGCAAGACCAUCAGCAAGGAGCGCAUUGUGUGCCCAGAGGACGCGGAGGACGUGCGCAAGGAGGUGCAGCUGAUGCAGCAGCUGAGGGGCCACCCCAACAUCAUCGACCUCUACGAGACGUUUGAAGACAGCAAGCAGCUGACGGGCCACCCCAACAUCAUCGACCUCUACGAGACGUUUGAAGACAGCAAGACAUUCGAGGACAGCAAGCACGUGCACCUAGUGAUGGAGAUCUGCAAGGGAGGGGAGCUGUUUGACCGCAUCAAGCUGAGGGGGCAGUACACACGUGCACCUGGUGAUGGAGAUCUGCAAGGGAGGGGAGCUGUUCGACCGCAUCAAGCUGAGGGGGCAAUACAGCGAGCGCAGCUUUACUGCCUUACUAAUGCCCUCUCUUCGCCCCUCGUCACCCCCUCCCCCCCUCCUCCCGUUUCCCCUCAGCACGUGCACCUGGUGAUGGAGAUCUGCAAGGGCGGGGAGCUGUUUGACCGCAUCAAGCUGAGGGGGCAGUACAGCGAGCGCAGCGCGGCGCUCGUGUGCCAGACGCUGGUGGAGGCGCUGCUGUACUGCCACUCCAAUGGCAUUGCUCACCGCGAUGUGAAGCCGGAAAAUAUUCUAGGUCCUCACCGGCCCCCCUCUUGCCUCUUCCUGCCCUCCCCCGAACCACCACCCUUCCUGCCCCCCUUUCCUCCCCCCCAUACAGGAGAGCCUCUCACUGAGUUCGUGGGCACGCCCUACUACAUGGCUCCAGAGGUCCUCACCGGCUCAUACGGCCCCGAAUCCGACAUCUGGUCGGCGGGGAUCGUCCUAUAUAUCAUGCUGUGCGGCUUCCCGCCGUUCUGGGCGGCGAGCAACGAGGGCAUAUUCGACGCGAUCCGGCGCAAGGAGGUGCAGUUCAAGUCCGCCAAGUGGCGCACUGUGACUGAGGACGCCAAAGAGCUUAUAAGGAGGAUACUCGUUAAGGACCCCCGCAAGAGGAUAUCAGCACUGGAGUUGCUUGUGCGUUGUUACUCUUGCCCUCCCCCUUCCCCCCACGCCCCUUCCUUCUGUCGCCUCACACUCAUGCCCUGA